AUGAAGAAGCAUCUGACAAUAGUAAUCAAGCUCGGCACGUCAUCCAUCGUCGACGAGAAGACCCACGAGCCGCUGCUCUCCAUCCUCAGCACAAUAGUCGAGACGGCCGUGAAGCUGCACAAGGAUGGCCACCGCGUAGUCAUCGUCUCCUCGGGCGCCAUUGGCGUCGCCCUGCGGCGGAUGGACCUGCCUCGCCGCCCGAAACACCUGCCCCAGGUCCAGGCACUGGCCGCCAUCGGACAGUGUCGCCUGAUGAGCCUCUGGGACCAGCUGUUCUCCCACAUGAACCAGCCAGUCGCCCAGAUCCUGCUGACGCGCAACGACAUUGCCGACCGGACGCAGUACCUCAACGCCCAGAACACCUUCCACGAGCUGCUCCAUAUGGGCGUCAUCCCCAUUGUCAACGAGAACGACACGCUGGCGGUCACGGAAAUCAAAUUUGGCGACAACGAUACCCUCUCGGCCAUCACGGCGGGCAUGGUGCAAGCAGACUACCUGUUCCUCAUGACCGACGUCGACUGCCUGUACGACAAGAACCCGCGCACGAAUCCGGACGCCAAGCCCAUCGAAGUCGUCGAGGACAUCGCAGACCUGGUGGCCGAUGUCUCGAGCGCCGGAUCCUCGCUGGGGACCGGUGGAAUGUCGACCAAGAUCGUGGCCGCCCGUCUGGCCACCUCCGCCGGCGUGACCACCGUCAUCACGCGCUCCUCCAAGCCCGGCAACAUAGCCGCCAUCGUCAAGUACGCCGAGGCGCAGAAAGCGCUCCAGGCGUCCAUGGCCUCGAGCCGCAACUCCCUAGCCGCCGUCGACGACGACGAUCAGCGACUUGCCGCCGCGCUCGACCUCUCCUCCGGAGGACGCGGCACCCCGGCCCCAGGCGCCAGCGCCGAAAUCGUCGACCCCGUCAGCGGCCUCGCGGCCCCGCUCCACACGCGCUUCCUGCCCCAGGUGCAUGCGAUCCGCGACCGCUACUUCUGGCUGCUGCACGGCCUGGCGCCGCACGGCACCGUCUACAUCGACGAAGGGGCCUACCGCGCGCUGGCCGACAAGGCCGGCCUGCUGCCCGUCGGCGUCGUCGACUGCGACGGCCACUUCCACCAGCAAGAAGCCGUGCGCAUCGUCGUCGUCAAGCGCACUCCCGGCGCCCCCAGGCGCGCUCCGUCCUCCGGCUCCGGCUCCGGCUCGGCUGCUGCUGCUGCUGCUGCCGGCGGCACGGAUACGCCCGCCAGCGGCUUCGAGAGGGAGAAUCCGGCCCCCUUCGAGGUGGGCCGCGCCGUGGUGAACUACUCGGCUGCCGAGAUCAGGAGGAUCAGGGGCGUGAAGAGCACAGAGAUUCAUGACGUGCUGGGGUACGCCGACAGCGAGUAUAUCGCCUUGAGGGAGAACGUGGCGUUCCUCACCAUUGAGAAGAGCAGGCCGACGACGCCUGGGUUGCCGAUUGACGCGGCAUGA
This is a messenger RNA of Diplodia corticola, 1452 nucleotides long. RefSeq names its product glutamate 5-kinase. The transcript has 2 exons. Gene Ontology annotation, molecular function: ATP binding; glutamate 5-kinase activity; RNA binding. The record is from RefSeq and is a predicted model, not a curated record. Gene Ontology annotation, cellular component: cytoplasm; cytosol. Bases 1 to 1452 code for a protein of 483 amino acids. Lineage: Eukaryota; Fungi; Ascomycota; Dothideomycetes; Botryosphaeriales; Botryosphaeriaceae.